Molecule: messenger RNA, 2489 nt
Organism: Blepharisma stoltei
Lineage: Eukaryota; Ciliophora; Heterotrichea; Heterotrichida; Blepharismidae
Source: the annotation of a GenBank genome assembly
AUGUCUUUACAAAAUGAUCCAAUAUUAAGUGAAGUUAUGCUUAACACUUUGGAAGAAAGCAAAAAACUCGAAAAAUCAGGAAGGCUAAGGGAUGCACUGGUAAAAAUAGAAAAAAUUUCCUUUGAUGCUUUGAACGCAAAACUUCCAUUUUCAAAAAAUAAUCCUUUAGACUGCAAAUAUUAAUAUAAAAAAAUUAAUGAUUUUAAAUAAUUCUAUAGAAAAUAGAUAUCUUUAUUAGUAAAAAAAUACAUAUUUAUAUCAAAAGGUGUAUUAUACAACAGGUUGUACAGCUAUGCAAUAAAAUUUUCUCUCAAGAUUCAAAACUCAAAUGACUGCGAAGAGCUGAACAAAUUCUCACAGCUUUUUUCUCAAAGACACAAGAAUUUUUGGAUGAAAAAAUGUUUAGAUUAAUGAUGCUAACUUAUAACAAUUGGGCAACUUAUCAUCAAUCCUUAAAAAAGCCAAGCAAUGCAUUGAGCUAUUUAAUUCGUGCAGUAAAAUUUUACGAAGACCAUAAUGUCUCGUCGCCUGAGUCCUUGCAAAUCGCAGCUAAAACUAUGCUGAAUAUGAGUGCGAUUUAUUCAGAAAUACAUAAAUUUAAAAAAGCCAGAGCAAUAGCUGAAAAAUCUUUAUUUAUUUUACAAGAUGAGCUCAAGCAGCGCUUAGAAAAUAGAUCUCUCGAACAGCUCUCUGAAUUUGAAAAGAAAAAAGUGGAAAACCUGAUAAAAACUUAUAUCAUUGCAUUUUAUGAUAUUGGGGUGGCUGAGGAAUCUUUGGGAAAUCUGAAAUCUGCUGUAAAAGCUUAUCGAAAUGCAGUUUCUAUCGGAUAUAUUAAAAUGGUAUGGCAAAACAACCCGCACUCUUAACUCCCGUAGCUGGCAUCCAAAAUGUGUGUGCAGGGACCUUGAGGAAGGGAGAAUGAUGUUCGGAAAUGUGUAUCUGGCAUGGCUUUUCCUGGCUUGGUGAAACGCAAAUUUUGGAUUGCCGACCGAAAGGAAUCCAGGUUUUUGCCUCAGUGGGAAGUGGGUGCGAGAGUUGGAAAGGGGUUCCCAGCAGAGCCAGUGGUGUUAAUCCUGGCCAAAGGACAUCAUUCCCAGCGUGAAACCAGAGUUACGCCCUGGGCUUUGUUUCCAUUUCGACUGACAAUUGAUCAAAAAAUUCAACCAUUUUGAAUUUCCAUGGAGGGUAGCCCUGUUAAAGUGCAAUACUGCGUUGAGACUCACCCAACUACUGGGUAGCGAGUGCAUGCCCUCGUUCGGUAGGAAUAACCUUUGCGAAGUCGUGAAAUGUGAACUGGUGAGCAGGCGGGGGAAGCUUUAGGGUGGAAAUAGUCCUUGUAGAAUUAAAACGAGCUUCUCGAUAGGUCUUAAUAAUAUAAAAUAGCAACUUCUAUCGGAAAACAGUUUAUUGCAAAAAAUGAUGAAACUUUGGUCAUAGCACAAGAAGCUUUGGUAGAUGCAAGCUCAAAACUGUCUGAAAAAUCGCUUGAUAAAAAAAUAAAGCCAAUGACCAGCAAAGAAUUUACAAGAAUUUUAAAAAAUCACAAAAGGAAUAUUUCAAGCGAAACUGAAUACCAAAAAUCUUUAUCAGAGCUUAAGCUAAGCUUAGAUAAGCCUGCAGAUCAACCGCUUUCUCCUGCCUUAAGCGAAAUAGGCUUAUCUCCUAUUCAUAUGAAAGACGAACCUAAAAAACCAGAAAGAUAUUACUCUGACGAACAAUUGCGCCUCUACCAAAAAAAAUUAAACCAAAGAAGCAACAGAUUUAUAAGCGCUGACGAAUAUUUUUUUUCAAAACUUAGUAAAGCUUUUGAAGUGAAAACUGACAAAAUUCGCCCAUAUUCGGCAGCCGGGCUAAAAAGAUUUCAAAAUAGUGAAAAAAUUGAUAGAAAAAUUAUUUCUGAGCUGAGACUAAAAAAGAGGUCUAUUCUUGGGAAUCCAAGCUUUUCCAAUAGAGACUUUGACGCUGUUUUCCAGAGAAUUGAACAAAUGAAAAAAGAAGAUGUCGAAAGAUCAAAGAAAAAUGAAAUUACAAUGAAAUCCAAGCUGAAAACCAGGGUUUACAAAGAUGUUCUUCAGGUUUUAAAUUCAAAUCAAGCCUCGCAGCCUAAUAAAAUUUAUCCUCAGCAGCGACUCUAUUUUAAACCUCCAGUAAGACUGGAUUUCCAAAUGCAUCAUAGUGCAACAAUUGAAAUGACUGCUAAGAAGAUGAUUAGGCCAGCUGCCAGCAAUAAUAUUGACAACGCAAAUAAAGAAAUCGAAGAAAUUAUUGACAAUCUCCACAUUGAUAUGAAGAAUUCUGAUGAACAUCUGGAAACUGAAGCAGCAAAUAAGAAUAGUGAAACUAAAGAAGAGCCAGCUUGUGAGCUUGUUCAGUCAAUUCUCGAUAAAGCUAAAAAGGCACUUAAAACCAUACCAAUUGUAAAAAGGACGCCUAUGAAACGAGCAACAACCGCUGCAGUUUUUCAAACAUUUUCGUAUAUGCCAAAAUAA